AUGAACCAGAUCUGGCAUGGGAGAAAUAUUGCUGAGAUUCUUGACCACACUGCAAAAGAAGAGAUGGAAAAGAACACGAAGUAUCUUCAUGCGAUCUUCUCCACUUUGCAGCAUCUUGCCAAACAGGGAUUGCCCAUGCGAGGACACACUGACCACAGCAGCAACUUCCACACUUUAUUGACAUUGCGAUGCAAGGACAUUGAAGGUUUCGACCGGUGGCUCAAAAGGAAGUCGUCAUGGACCUCACACCAGAUGCAAGAGGAGAUGAUCGAUAUGAUGUCCAGAUCUUUGAUGCGUGAGUUGGCUAAGGAAAUGCAUGGGAAGGCAUACGCGAUCAUUGCUGAUGAAACCACUGAUGUGUCCAGGUUGGAGCAACUUUGUAUUUGCGUCCGCAUUGCAACAGGCGAGCUGCUGGUAGAAGAGAACGUCCUUGGCAUGUACGCGAAUGAUAAGUGUGACGCAGAGUCCGUUUACAAGACUAUCAAAGACGCAUCAAUAUAA
Lytechinus variegatus (green sea urchin) is the source of this 501-nucleotide messenger RNA. RefSeq lists its product as uncharacterized. NCBI's taxonomy places the organism in Eukaryota, Metazoa, Echinodermata, Echinoidea, Temnopleuroida, Toxopneustidae. The transcript has a single exon. The coding region runs from base 1 to 501 and encodes 166 amino acids. The record is from RefSeq and is a predicted model, not a curated record.